Cynara cardunculus var. scolymus (artichoke) is the source of this 444-nucleotide messenger RNA. RefSeq lists its product as uncharacterized. The transcript has a single exon. The record is from RefSeq and is a predicted model, not a curated record. Bases 1 to 444 code for a protein of 147 amino acids. NCBI's taxonomy places the organism in Eukaryota, Viridiplantae, Streptophyta, Magnoliopsida, Asterales, Asteraceae.
AUGGAAAAGCUGGAAAAAGAAGAGGUGAAACGUGAAGUGUGGGACUGUGGCAGCUCUCUUUACGAUUCAUUUGAACUCAAAUCUCUACAACACCAACUUCACUCUGCAAUCUCCGGCAGAAGCAUGUCAAUGCCCCACCUCUCCCACCACCAUCAACCACCCUUCAACCACCACAAACCACCCAAGAAACACUACUCCAAAAUCUCCAUCAGGUCACUUCACAAACUCCUCCGAUCAGUUUUCCGGCCUAAACAAAACCACACCAAUACCUCCUCCACCUCAACUUUCUACGUCUACGAUACUUCCACUGCACUGUCUACCAUCCCGGAGCUGCCGGAAACGUUGCCGGAGUUUGAUGGGGUUUCGCCGGAGAUCAAAUCUUUGGUUACAAGAACACAGUCUGAUCGGUUGAUGUCCGCUUCUCUUGGUAUAUCAUGUGUUUGA